Messenger RNA from Capronia coronata CBS 617.96, 327 nucleotides. RefSeq lists its product as uncharacterized. Bases 1 to 327 code for a protein of 108 amino acids. NCBI's taxonomy places the organism in Eukaryota, Fungi, Ascomycota, Eurotiomycetes, Chaetothyriales, Herpotrichiellaceae. The transcript has a single exon. The record is from RefSeq and is a predicted model, not a curated record.
AUGACCUCCUGCACUGGCAACUCUGUCCUGCCGCCUACACCGGACUCGCCGCCACAGAGGCAGUCGGUGCACUCAGACGCCGACUUUGCCCAUCAUGACCACCCCUGUGCAUUCGUUGUGAACGUUCCGCCAAUCGACUUGAUCCCGCAAAGCCGCUCCACCGAGGUCUGGCUCGGGACACAGCAGGCUUUUGGACUUGAUGCUCAAGAAGGCGCACACGGUGAACGUAACUCGGGCCAGAUUCGUAUUUCACUGCCGGAGUUAAAAUCGAGAAAAAGGCAUCCCGUCCAACCUGGCAUUCCCAAAGCAUCGUCAUCUGUGACUUGA